AUGGAGUGGCAAAGAGGCCACACCAUAGGCCAGGGCUCGUCAGCCACCGUCUCCACCGCCACUUGCCGCACCGGUGGCGGUGUCUUUGCUGUGAAGUCAUCGGAGCUGUCUCAAUCAGAGUCUUUGAAAAGGGAGCAAAAAAUUUUGUCCUCUCUAAGUAGUCCUUAUGUGGUUGCGUACAAAGGGUGUGACAUUACCAUGGAGAACAACAGGCUCUUGUUCAACCUCUUCAUGGAGUACAUGCCCUUUGGCACGGUUGCUCAGGCGACUCACCGGCACGGUGCCCGGCUCGAGGAGGCGGCUUUGGCACGCUACACGAGGCAAAUUUUGCAGGGGCUAGAGUACUUGCAUUCAAAAGAACUGGUGCAUUGUGACAUCAAGGGUGCUAAUAUCUUAAUUGGUGAAGAUGGGGUAAAAAUUGGUGACUUGGGGUGUGCCAAGACUGUGGUGGAUUCCGCGGUGGUGAUCGGUGGCACUCCGAUGUUCAUGGCGCCGGAGGUGGCGCGUGGGGAGGAGCAAGGGUGUGCUAGUGACAUUUGGUCACUUGGGUGCACUGUGGUUGAAAUGGCCACAGGUGGUGCACCAUGGCCUAAUGUGGAAGACCCUUUUUCAGUGCUUUAUCAUAUCGCAUAUUCUAGUGAAGUGCCUGAGAUUCCUUGUUUUCUAUCUAAGGAAGCAAAGGAUUUCUUGGGGAAGUGCUUGAGGAGGAAUCCACAAGAGAGGUGGAGGGCUAGUGAACUUUUGAAGCACCCAUUUAUUGGAAAAUUAUGUUCCAAUAAUAAGGAAGGUUUGGAAUCUGAUUCAAGUUCCCCAACUAGUGUUCUUGAGCAAGGCUUUUGGAGCUCCGUGGAAGAGUCAGAAAGUGUUGGCAAUUUGAUUAACAGCACAAGAAAAUUUGAAUUUUUGGCUGCUGGGAGGGUCAGAAUGUUGGCUCUGUCUUCUGGGGCACCCUGUUGGGCACAACAUGAUGAUGAUGAUGAUGAUGAUGAUGAUGAUGAUGAUGAUGAGAAUUGGAUCACAGCCAGACGGAACGGAGUGAAAGGUUUUGGCAAUUGUGGGUCAGGGACAGUUUCUGCUAGUCAUGAGUUGUCUCACUAG
This is a messenger RNA of Sphenostylis stenocarpa, 1098 nucleotides long. NCBI's taxonomy places the organism in Eukaryota, Viridiplantae, Streptophyta, Magnoliopsida, Fabales, Fabaceae. The record is from the annotation of a GenBank genome assembly.